GGGGCCGUCGGGGUGCGCAGGGCGCGGUGCCAGGCCGGGUUCUCCCACCGAGGUGGUGGCGAAAGGCGCGUUCCUCCCCAAAAACGCUCUCCUUGGAAUGCCGGCGCCGCCGGAAAAGGGGCUCUCGGAGCAGUGCUGGGUUUGAGCAUCGCUCCCAAACUCCUGCCACGCUCCUAUUGCAAAAUCUGCAGUUGAAAAGAAACAAUUUUUAAAUAAGAGAAUGGAUGGAGAAGAGAAAACAUACGGUGGGUGUGAGGGCCCAGAUGCUAUGUAUGUAAAGUUAAUAUCCUCUGAUGGCCACGAGUUCAUUGUAAAAAGAGAGCAUGCAUUAACAUCAGGAACAAUAAAAGCUAUGUUGAGUGGACCAGGUCAGUUUGCAGAAAAUGAAACAAAUGAGGUCAAUUUUAGAGAGAUCCCAUCCCAUGUCCUAUCCAAAGUAUGCAUGUAUUUCACCUACAAGGUCCGCUAUACUAACAGCUCUACGGAGAUUCCUGAAUUCCCAAUUGCACCUGAAAUUGCACUGGAACUUCUGAUGGCUGCAAACUUCUUAGAUUGUUAAAUAAAAUAAAUUAUAAUAAAAAAUGUAAAACUUUUUUCAGUAUUUAAUACAUGUAGUUCAGUUAGUAACUUUUUUCAGAUAGCAUGUUGCGUGUGUGCUGUUGAGAACUGUAAAGUUCACUGCAGAGGCAAUUGCCUUCAGUUCUUUUGCAUAUAGCAAUCAUUCAGUUGGAGUUUGUUUUGCUGCUUACACAAAUAAGGACCUUUUCACAAACUGAGACAAAUAAACAAAUAUGCCAAUUA
Messenger RNA from Vidua chalybeata, 801 nucleotides. RefSeq names its product elongin C (gene ELOC). Gene Ontology annotation, molecular function: protein-macromolecule adaptor activity. Gene Ontology annotation, cellular component: elongin complex. NCBI's taxonomy places the organism in Eukaryota, Metazoa, Chordata, Aves, Passeriformes, Viduidae. Gene Ontology annotation, biological process: ubiquitin-dependent protein catabolic process. The coding region runs from base 221 to 559 and encodes 112 amino acids. The record is from RefSeq and is a predicted model, not a curated record. The transcript has 4 exons.